AUUGUUUAAAUGGUUUGAAGUGUACCCCGUGAGAUGUCGCUAAGUUAAUAAUAUUUUGAUGCACAUCUCCAAGGUUUUGGUUGGUCGUUGGGAUUCGAUCGCACAUCGUCGAGUUGCGCGGUAGGAUCCAGUCUGAUUCUUCUUCCCCUGCUCAGUGAUCUGCUCCCUCCAAAGUCAGUGCCUCUAUUCGGCAGGCGCAAAAUCGCAACGUAAGUGAAGGGAACGUACGCAGUUAUUGGUUAUCGUCAGUAGCCGUCGUCGUCUUCGUCGUUUGACGUUAAGAGACGUGCAUCCAUAAAAAUUGUUCUCUAGUGAUUCUUCCCGUUCACUAAGAAGAAGAACAGACAAUUAUUUGUGUAAAAUCUAUUAUAAAUAUCGGGAGUGUUUUUUUUUUAUCCCGGAACCGCGCUUGCACUACAAUCCGAUAGCAAAACGUCUGUAUGAUAAAAUUCGAGUCGACACCAUAAGAAAUAAAUUAUCUGCAUUUAUUACUAAUAAUACAAAGGAAAAAUUCUCGAAAUUGUGACCAGACCUCAAGAUCUGUCAACGUCCCCUUAGAUUUUAAGUUGAGUCUUCACGUAUAAUCGAGAGGAAUAAUAAUAAUAUAAUAAUCAUAUUAAUAAUAAUAAUCUAAGUUAAGGUCGAUAAAAAUCUCGGCACAUAAAAAGUGAUAUAAUACACCAAAUUAUUUGUUAGGUACAUAGUAAACGAUAAUAAUAAUUAAUAUACAUCAAUCAAUACGAUAAGAGCAAAAUGUUCUCCGGUCUAACGAGCCAAGUUUCGACUUGGAUGGGUAAAAAGAACGAAGACGGUACAGAUGCCGUUCCUCCCGAAGAAAAGGCCGCAUCUACUUCUGGAACAGAGGGCGAAUUUGACACUGAUAAGAAGGACGCCAGCCCAACGAAGGGAAGUAAGCUGGAUAUGUUGGCCGGCGUCAAGUUCCAGAUGUCAGGUUGGCUAAGUGGUGGAAUUCCGGGACUGAGUAAGGGCGUCGGGGGUCCCGGAGGAACGGGACAGGUCGAGGGGGAUUCACAAGUCCCAAUAUCAUCAGAUACCGCCGAAAGUCAAGCAUCAAGGGAAAGUGUGCAGGGUGCUGCAUCUGAACACGUAAAAGACGAUGAUGCUAGCAGGUGGGUUGCUGGUGCAACCGGCGGUGCAGAUAGCGGUCCAGCAAGCCUUGAGGGAACCCCAACUGACGACAAAGAUGGACAGCAGGCUUUCGGUGCCGUAUCUACGAAAGCAAUAGCAGGAGCUAAGAGUCUCGGUGGAUUUUUAUACAGCGCCGUAAAUAAGGCUGGUAAAUCUGUAGCUGAAGCAAGUGCAAAGAUCAAGAAAACCGUCGAAGAAAACGUCAGCAAUCAGAGUCUUUUAGGCGAGUUCAACAAGGAACAAGACGCCUUCAUAGCUAGUAAGCAGGGUGAAAAAGGUGAGGCUGUUGCGCCAUGGGUUGGAGCACCGAACGAGGAAGCCCUACGCGAAGAAUGUUUAGCCCUAUCAACCGAUCGACGUAAUUUCGUCAGAGCUCCUCCACCGGGAGUUGAAUUUGUAUGGGAUUUCGAAGCUGCUCAGCCUGUCGCGCAAGCUACACUCGCUUUAGAUCCCAAUUUGGAAACAAUGAGGUUCGAGCUUGUACCAAAAGUGAUAUCCGAGGAGAAUUUCUGGCGCAAUUACUUUUAUCGAGUAUCGCUAUUGCGUCAAAGUCACGAAUUAAACGCAAUGGCAAGUCAAACUGAAAGCAAUCAGAACCUUAUAUCUGCAGGCAGCAUCGAUCACACCCAAGAUAAGUCCUCGUCUGCUGGAUUGGGAUCGACGUCGACCACCGGAUCUGGAGUUAACGGAUCAUCAUCUUCGUCAAUGAGGUCUGUAAGAAGAGACAAUUACAGUGUAGAAAUGCAUGGAAAUACGGAUGAACAGACGGAAUCUUCAUCGUCUGUAAGACCGUCGAAUGAUACCACCGCAGCGAUAUCGUCGGCGGUAGAAACUUCACCUGCUCACGAAUUUGUGUCGGACACAAUGAGAGCCUCGGACACGGAUAUACAAGAGGUCAGAGAGGGGAUGAAAAAAUUAGGGAUGCAACCUCCAAAAGCCUAAGAAGAGGAGUGUUAAUCCGGUUUAACAGUAACGAAAAAAAAAACAAAACAAAAAAAAGAAUAUGAAUAAUAAUAAUGAAAAUGAAAGAAGCCACACACCCCCUUACCAGCUGAUCGUACGAUCGUUUACAUAUACCUUAUUAUUUUUUUUCUUUAUUCCUUUCUGCUUUACUUUGAUUUGCAACGAAGAAAAAUCAAUGAAAAAAAAAGAGAAUAAUUGACACUUAAAUUAGAAGACCAAAAAUGGUAUUUAAUGUACCAAUUGACUUAUUUAUUCUUAUAAAUUUAUUCGUGUGAUUUUUUGUUCCAUUCAAUUCACUCAAAUUCCCUACAUUACACUUGAUUUUUGUUGUGGUUUUGUUGUUACUGUUCUUAAUUAAUUUGUUUAAUUUGUUACGUCGAAUUUCUUCUUCCUCAAUCGUAAAAAUUCAACGGCAUAGUAUUAUAGUUAUAAAGUAAUUAUGAUGAUAAUAAUAAUGAUUAAAAAACAAUAAUAAUAAUGACACACACACACACACAAAUACACACACGCACGCACGCACACACCCGUAAUAACCCGAUACAUGGAUGAUAAUAAAUAAUGAAUAAAAUGUAAUAUAAUAUUUUAACGACCUAUAACACGUAACUGUCUGCAUUUUGUUAUGCAUGUAAUAAAUACAUGUACGUACACGUACAUGAGUAUAACGAUUAAAAAGAAACAGCAAGUCCUAAAGUACCUAUGCAGUAUACGUGAAAAAGAAAGAGAGAAAUAGAAAACAAUAAUUUAUCGUUUGUCUGUUGUCGAAUUGAAACAUUUAUAAUAGUUAUUGCAUAUAUGCUGUUAUAAAUAAUAUGUAUUUACAUAUAUUAGAUGACUAUAAUUAUACAACAUUAAUUGUUAUAUUUGAUCUUAUUACGAAUGACAACUUCAAACUUCAGUCACAAAAGAAGAUAAACAAAUAAAUUAUUGAUUAAAUAAUUCAACAACUAUCACCGCGAUGACGUAUGAAUAUUGUAAUUGAGUCGUACUAUUAUGACGUGAAACUACCGCUUCAACUAAUUUCGAUACGGAUGGUAUUAAUCAUAACGAAAACACACAAUAAGAUAAUUCUGACAUUGAAAUAACGAAAACUCAAAAGAAACGGGGGAAAAAGAAUGUUAAAUUUGAUGUCAUUCGAUUGAAAUAACAACAAUAACACCAACAACAAUAAUAAUAAUGAUAAUAAUAUCAACUGUAAUACAUACACUUGGAAACAUUUAUAAACACACACGUACAUAAUUCGUCUAAUAAUUAUACCUAUGCAUACAUACAUACUACAUACAUACAAGCCUAUGCAUAUACAUAUUAAUAUAUACAUAUAUGUAUAUUAUAUUAUAUUAUAGUUCAAUAUAUUUAUAGCAACCAAAUGAUCGAUGAUGAUUGAAAAAAAGAAGUAAAAUAAACAAAUAAGUAAUAUGAUGAUCAUUAUAUAUAUACCACCUAUAGAUAUUAUAAAUCCCACUCGAUUAUAUAAUAUGCAUUUAAUUGAGAUGUAAGAAUCGCGGGAAAAAAAUUAAACGAAUAAAAAAAAAUAAUAAUAAUAAGAUGAUGAUGAUGAUGAUGAUGAUAAAUUUCACUAUCUGUCUGUCCGUCUGUCUGUCCGUCUGUCUGUCUGUUUGUGUCUCUCUCAUCUUGAAUAAUUCUUCUAUAAUAUUCUAUUGAAAAUUAUGUACUACAUGUACAUACAUACAUCUACAUAUACCUAUAUGUACGGAUAUUAUUUUCUCUCCGUGUUGUAAAAGUAUACAGUAUAAUAUUAUAAAUGUUAUCCUAUAUACAUAUGCAUAUGUAGGAGAACAAGAAAAAUAAUGAUGAAAGAAAGAUAGAAGAAAAGAUAUAAGAAAACUUAAAAUUAUUGUAUUACAAUGAUAAUAUGGCGGAUGGAUGAAAUAUAGGUAUAUAUAGUAUAUAUAUACCUACAUAUGCAAACAUAUGUAUAUAUAAUAAAAAGAUAAAUAUUUAUAAGAUCAUGUAUAAAUAUAUAUCUAUAUUAUAUAUAUGAUUAAAAAUUCGUUGAAUGACAAUACGUGUUUAAAAAGAGAAAAAUGAAAAAAAAAUAACAAAAUAAAAUUGAACAAAACAAAAAAAACAAUAAAACUCGUGCAAAAAUAUAACAAAUAAGUAAUGUAUAUAUCCAUACAUAUGGAAGAAUAAUUUCGCGGAUAAUUAUUAUGUACAAUCUGUAUCGUUCGAUAAUAAUCGAUUUAUUAUUUCUUCAGCACGGGCUAUCGGUUUAUAAAUUGAAACGUUGCAGCGAACAGUUUAAUUGGGUGAUCUUUUGCAUUUCUUUGACUGUAUAACCCAAGCAUUUAUUGAAUGAAGAGAACAUUGAAAAUAAAAAAUAGGUGAAAUGACUGAGAAAAUCAGCAGAAAAGGCGAAUCAGAAUGAUGAUGAUGAUAAAUUCAAAUUUUUCUCUUAUUUUUAAAUGACCGUAGUCGUUCCCAACUGUUGAGAUGAAAAAUUUUAAAUCAUCUUUCUUUUUCGUCAUUUAUAGAAGCUCCGCGAGCUACCUGGAUAUGCAAAAAAACUGACAUUACUGCGGCGUAUGAUACAGUGUAAUGAUAAAUUUAAAAUACGUAUAAUUCAUUACUAUCAGAUCGGUAGGUUACAAAAAAUAUGCAGCCUGAAUAAUAAUUAUACUAUCGUUAUCAAUUACCCUUUUGAAUUGCAUAGCAAAGGAAAUAAAAAUAACAAUGAUAUUAAACAUGAUAAUAAUGAUUACACACAGAGAGAAGGCAAGAUAUUCAAAUUUUUGAAAAACCAUUAUAGGGGAAAAUAAAUUAACAUAAUCCAAACAGAAAAACCACACGUUUCAAAUUUCGGGCUUAAAGUAAUAAGAUAAUGAUCAUAAUAAUAGUAACAAUAAUAAUUUACGCAAUAACAAUGUUGUAAAUACACUGCAAUCCAAACACAAGGCACGUAUUUGAAAAAAAAUGUAUACGUUAAAUUCGUUGCAAAUAGAUCAAUCAAUUUUUUUCUCCUUCGGUUCUACUGUAAAUCUUUCGUUACCUCUUUCUAAUAUACAGUCAUAGAUAUAUUGAACAGUAUACUUGACGAAACUGAAGUUGGAGUAAAUUUUUAUUCUUUCAAUUUCUUUCUCUACACAUGUAUUAUAUUGAUGAUUCAUCACAACAACAACAACCACAACAACAAUAACAAUAAUAAUAACAAUAAUAGUAAUAAUAGUGAUAGUGAUAGUAACAACAACAACAAUAAGAAAUAAAUAUGUAUAUCAUGUUUCUCUGAAUAGACGACGCGCACUAUAAGCUGGGUUUUCAAUUGAUUUGACAGUCUCUUUUAUCAAAUAUUUGAUCAAUUAAAUUGAAUCUCUUUCGUUGAUUGAUUAAUUUAUAAUUACUAGACAUAUGAUAUACGUUGGAAUUAGUGUUGAUUCGCUGUCACUUGAAUCAGAAUGAGAAAGAAGAGCAAGCAUCUCAUCGUCAUUACAAUUCCCGCUGAUCGAAUAAUCGAUUGAAAUAUUUUUUGUUCCUGGCGUAUCGCUAUUUUAUUCAUCACAUGCACUGUGUAACCACUCCUCAUCUUCUACGUCAGCAACCACUAAUCUUUUUUAUUAUUUAAUAUUUCUUUUCUGUGUAUAUGAUUCAUUUGAUUUUGUAAUUUAUCCAUGUAUGAAUCUUUAUUCAUUUAUUCAUUAAUUUUUUUUUUACUCCAAAAAGAAGUAUGGGUUCGUUUUAUUUUGCAACAUGUUUGACCCUCACCCGCUUGUUAAAAUUGAUUUGAAAAAUAACAAAGGGAUUGAAAGCAUAAGAGAAAAGGGUUUUAAAACCAAGAAAAAAAAAUAUUAAUCACCCCUCUGGAAAUCCGCUAAAUCUACACGCUGCUUCUGUGACUCUCUCUCUGCAGAAGAAGAU
Messenger RNA from Athalia rosae (coleseed sawfly), 5982 nucleotides. RefSeq names its product synapse-associated protein of 47 kDa (gene Sap47). The transcript has 10 exons. Bases 754 to 2091 code for a protein of 445 amino acids. Lineage: Eukaryota; Metazoa; Arthropoda; Insecta; Hymenoptera; Athaliidae. The record is from RefSeq and is a predicted model, not a curated record. Gene Ontology annotation, cellular component: synapse; cytoplasm.